AAACAGAUCUGUCGCGCGUGGAAGGAAGCGCUCGCGAGGUUGAGAAAAAAAUGAUCACUAUAAGCAAAAUCCAUUCAUUCUGAGUGUGUUUAAGGGACAUUUGGAGUAUUUUAUUUGUUGUUGUCUGAGUAUUAGGUUUGUUUUAAAUAAGGAUCAGAAGCAGAAGAAGGAGAAUGUGGGAACAGGAUGAGUUUGAGAAGCACUGGAGGAAUGAGUUUCCCGAGGGCGAGGUGCCGAUGAUGAACCUGUGCACGGUGGAGGACAUCGAGAACCAGCUGGAGCAGUGCAAAGCGCGUCUGAAGAGCCUGCAGCACGAGCUGGCGAUGGAGAAGUUCAAGGUGAUCUACCUGCAAACCACCAUCGCGCAGAAGAGGAAGAGCUACGACGCGGAGAGAUGGGCGAGCAAGGAGAACGACGCGGAGCUCGCGGUGACCAAACCCGAGCCCCGCACUGUCCUCCCGGGGAUCCGGCUGCACGCGAUCGGGAGCAGGAGCGCGGAUGAGGCGGGCGGCGCGCUGGCCAGAGGGAGCAAAACUGGGAAACCCAUUCUUAUCCCCCCGCGGAAGAAAUCCGCUUUGGCUAAGGGGACCUCCGUGGGUUCGGGGUCGGGGUCGGGGUCUUUACCUCUGCAUGAAGACUGCGACCGAACGAGACGCGACUCGGAGCGCGACAGCGACAGAGAUUACGAUGACGUGGAGCUUAAUGAAAACUUCGUGCGCAAGAACCUGAUCGACCCCAAGCCCAGGGAGACCCGCAGCUCCUCCCUCAGACCUUUCCGCUUCAGUAAGGAUUUUGAUUCCGGCGAUGACGGCAGAUUGUCUCCCUCUGUGCCGCUCAGAGGGAGUUAUGGUUCGGGUCGCAGCACACCGGACCGGCGCAGUGACGGCUACCUCAGCUCCGAGCACGAGGACUCGUCCUCAGUGGAUUUUAACUAUAACACGGACGGAUACGAGGGAGACGGGGCGGAGGACAGGAAGUCCCAGGAUGGCUCCGAGACCAUGCCGUUCAUCGACGAGUCUCCCACCAUGUCUCCUCAGCUGUGUGUCCGUCCCGAUGGAGAAGCCGUCUCACCUACGCCACCCGAGAGCCUGCUUGCAGGGGUGAGUGGUGAAACAGAAAAGGGACUGGAGAUGAAGAAGCUGGUACUUUCUGGUUUUCUGGCCAGUGAGGAGAUCUACAUCAACCAGCUCGAUGCCCUGCUGCUGCCUAUGCGUCCUUUGAAGGCCACGGCCACCACGUCCAAGCCUGUUCUGACCAUGGAGCAGAUCGAAACCAUCUUUUACAAGAUCCAGGACAUCUACGAGAUCCAUAAGGAGUUUUAUGAUGCCCUUUACCCCAACAUUCAGCAGUGGGAUGAUAAGGUCACAGUCGGGCACCUCUUCCAAAAGCUGGCCAGCCAGCUUGGCGUGUACAAAGCCUUCGUGGACAACUACAAAAUGGCCGUAGAGACGGUGGAGAAAUGCAGCCAGUCUAACUCCCAGUUCCAGAAGAUCUCUGAGAACGUCAAAGUCAAGGGACCGAAAGACUCUAAAGACUGCACCACCACCACUGUCAACAUGGAGGCGCUCCUGUAUAAACCCAUCGACCGCGUGACGCGCAGCACACUUGUUCUCCAUGAUCUGCUGAAACACACUCCUAAGGAGCACCCGGAUUUCGCCCUGCUGCAAGACGCGCUCCGAAUCUCCCAGAACUUCCUGUCUAGCAUCAACGAGGAUAUCGACCCGCGCCGCACCGCCGUGACGACCCCGAAGGGAGAGGUUCGUCAGCUGGUGAAGGACGGGUUCCUGGUGGAGGUGUCUGAAGGCACGCGCAAACUCCGCCAUGUCUUUCUCUUCACUGACUUGCUGCUGUGUGCCAAGAUGAAGAAGACUGCAGUGGGGAGACAUCAGCAGUAUGAGUGUAAAUGGUACAUCCCGCUGGCUGAUCUCACCUUCCAGACCCUGGAUGACUCGGACUCCUGUACACACGUCCAGACGCUUCCUGAGCACGAGAUCGAGGAGAUGAAGAUCAAGAUCUCAGUCAUCAAGAAUGAGAUUCAGAAAGAAAAGAAGUCCCAGAAAGGCCAGAGCCGCAACGUGGACCGUAUGAGGAAGAAGAUGAAUGAGCAAGAGUCGUGUCUGCUGCUACACUCUCCCACAAUCCCGUUCCGCAUUCACAACAAAAACGGCAAGAGUUACUUGUUCCUGCUUUCCUCAGACUAUGAGCGGUCAGAAUGGAGAGAGAGCAUUCAGAAGCUCCAGAAGAAAGAUCUCCAGUCUUGUGUGUUGAGUUCACUGGAGCUUCAGGUCCUCACCAGCUCCUGCUUCAAGCUGCGCACCGUCCAUAACAUUCCUGUCACAACUAAUAAAGAUGAUGAAGAAUCUUCUGGCCUGUACGGCUUCCUGCACGUCAUCGUCCAUUCUGCCACAGGUUUCAAAGAGUCAGCCAAUCUCUACUGCACACUCGAAGUGGAUUCCUUCGGCUACUUUGUUAGCAAAGCUAAGACGCGUGUCUUCCGUGACACCACAGAACCCCACUGGAAUGAGGAAUUUGAAAUCGAGCUGGAGGGCUCGCAGUGCCUGCGCAUCCUGUGCUACGAGAAAUGCUACGACAAGACCAAGCUCAACAAGGACGACAACGAGAUCGUAGACAAGAUCAUGGGCAAGGGGCAAGUGCAGUUGGACCCACAGACUGUCCAAUCCAAGAACUGGCACGUGGAUGUGAUCGAGAUGAACGGGAUCAAAGUCGAGUUCUCGAUGAAGUUCACGAGUCGGGACUUGAGUUUGAAGAGGACACCUUCGAAGAAGCAGAGCGGUGUGUUCGGAGUCAAAAUCAGCGUAGUGACGAAACGUGAGCGCUCCAAGGUGCCUUACAUCGUGCGGCAGUGCAUCGAAGAGGUGGAGAAAAGAGGGAUCGACGAGGUCGGGAUCUACCGCAUCUCCGGCGUGGCCACCGACAUUCAGGCGCUCAAAGCGGCCUUUGAUACCAACACCAAAGACAUCCUGGUGAUGUUGAGUGACAUGGACAUCAACGCCAUCGCCGGCACGCUUAAGCUCUACUUCAGAGAGCUGCCUGAGCCGCUGCUCACUGACCGUCUCUACCCGGCCUUCAUGGAGGGCAUCGUUCUGUCGGACCCCGCAGCCAAGGAGAACUGCAUGAUGCACCUGCUGCGCUCUCUGCCCGACCCCAACCUCAUCACAUUUCUCACCUUACUGGAGCACUUAAAGAGGGUGGCUGAAAAGGAACCGGUGAACAAAAUGUCGCUACACAACCUGGCCACGGUGUUCGGGCCUACGCUGCUGAGGCCGUCCGAAGCCGAAACCAGCAAACCUCACAUCACACUGGCCUCCGAUAUCUGGUCACAUGAUGUCAUGGCACAGGUCCAGGUGCUGCUCUACUACCUACAGCAUCCUCCCAUCUCCUUCGCCGAGCUCAAGAGGAACACGCUCUACUUCUCCACGGACGUUUAACCCUCACCAGAUACAAAGACACUUCCAUCCAUUCCCUCCGAACACCACUUGUACAGAAUCCCACCCGUGCAGGGACGCCGAAGAGAGACGGCUGCCUCCUUCCUGUCCCCGUCGCGAGCACGUGCGCGGACAGAAUUGCGACCAUGCCCCCCCCAUCCCCCCAUCUGAUCGAGAACUGGAGCUGGAGGAGGAUGACUGCUUUGACCUUCCACCUGUCAGACAGGACGUGUGUCUUUGUGACUGAAGGCGUGAGGCAUGAUGGGAAGUUUGCCACCCCAGUUCCAGUGACGCCGGUGCAAGAGAUGUGUUCGAACUCUCUGCCAAUUUAUAAUUUUUUUUUUUCUGUUGGUGUUUAUUCUUAGACAUUACAGAAAACAUUCAUACAUGUACCACCACAUCUGCUUCUUCCCUUCACAUACGUAUAUUAUUUGUUUAACAGCUUUCUGGAUUCGGUUUCGGCUUGUGCACCAGUCUGAACAAAACUGUGUCGGCGUGCGUUGUGCUUUCCCCGAGCUGAAGCUUCGAUAGAAACUCUUUACUUGGCUGGUCACAUUUUAUUAUCUGUAGUAAAGCAGACAUUUCCUGACCAUUCCAAGGCCAAAAUCCUUAUUUAUUAUAAAUAUAGUCUAUACGUGUGUCUGUACAGUCCAUUACGAAAUGAUGACAUAGUUUGAAGGGUUUGUUUGUUUUAUAAGAUAGUGACUUUUUUAUUUUUAGCAGCAGAAAUUUUCUUGUUUUACGAUCAGUGCUGACUGAGCUGUAAAAAAUAAAUAAAUAAACAGAAGUAAAAUAAAAUCUGACUGUUAACAAUCUACCUUUUUUUAAAAAAAAUAAUUUUUUGAUUUAGUUCUGUGAGAAUAAAUCAUGAUACACCGUUGCCCAUGUGAUCAUUUGUUUGAUCUGUAGAACGAUGUGGCUUUUUUCACAUCAGAAAGUAGAAGCAUUGACGUAAAGGCAGAUUUGCACGUUGCUUUCAUUUGUCUUUCUUUCUUUUAAACCGACUCCAUGAUAAUUUAGUUUAAUUAUAUAUUUUUUAAAAGAAUUAGAAUAAUAAUCCACGCCGGUGAGGUUCUCCUAAUCAGCACUGUUGGAUAUCUGACACGCUAAUUGAUGACAUUUUUUUUUUUUAUAUCGUAUUUUACUUUUCCUGUAAAGAUAUUCCUAUUACCACACUUCUGAUAAGGAUGAUUGUUGAUGUGAAUGUUAUUUUUUUCUGUUUUUAGUAAAAUAAAUAAAAGUGUACAGAAA
Clarias gariepinus (North African catfish) is the source of this 4697-nucleotide messenger RNA. It is a transcript of the gene abr, whose product is annotated as ABR activator of RhoGEF and GTPase. The transcript has 23 exons. The record is from RefSeq and is a predicted model, not a curated record. Gene Ontology annotation, biological process: protein phosphorylation; intracellular signal transduction; positive regulation of GTPase activity. Gene Ontology annotation, molecular function: GTPase activator activity; protein serine/threonine kinase activity; guanyl-nucleotide exchange factor activity. The coding region runs from base 174 to 3449 and encodes 1091 amino acids. Gene Ontology annotation, cellular component: membrane. NCBI's taxonomy places the organism in Eukaryota, Metazoa, Chordata, Actinopteri, Siluriformes, Clariidae.